Molecule: messenger RNA, 526 nt
Organism: Trichosurus vulpecula (common brushtail)
Lineage: Eukaryota; Metazoa; Chordata; Mammalia; Diprotodontia; Phalangeridae
Gene: MTCP1
Product: mature T cell proliferation 1
Exons: 5
Coding region: 105-431 (108 amino acids)
Biological process (GO): positive regulation of peptidyl-serine phosphorylation
Molecular function (GO): protein serine/threonine kinase activator activity
Source: RefSeq, a predicted model, not a curated record
CUUCCCUCUCCUCUGCCCGUGUGUCGGCCCGGAUCCGGCGGCGCAGCCACCCAGCGGACUUAGGUGGACAAAAGCAAUCUUAGAAUUGGAACCCAAAGCCCAGAAUGGCAGAAGGGGACAUUGUGGGAGCCCCACCUGAUCACCUCUGGGUACACCAGGAAGGUGUCUACCGGGAUGAAUACCAGCGAACAUGGAUUGCAUUUGUGGAAGAGGAGACCAGUUUCGUUAGGGCUCGAGUGCAGCAGGUACAGGUACCCUUAAGUGAUGCAGUCAGGCCCAGUCAUCUCCCUCCCUCACAGCUACCACUAAUGUGGCAGCUAUACCCUGAAGAGCACUACCUGGAUAACAACUCUAGGAUAUGGGAGAUAGAGCACCACUUAAUGGUCAGGGGAGUUGAGGAGCUGUUGCUUAAGCUCUUGCCUGACGAUUAAUCUGGUGCUGGGAUUCUAGGAAGAUAUGUCCAUUUGUUGUGUACAUUAUAUGGGAAUCACUUCACCCAGCACUGAAGUGCAUCUACCUUUGGGGG